Molecule: messenger RNA, 5130 nt
Organism: Thalassophryne amazonica
Lineage: Eukaryota; Metazoa; Chordata; Actinopteri; Batrachoidiformes; Batrachoididae
Gene: ibtk
Product: inhibitor of Bruton agammaglobulinemia tyrosine kinase
Biological process (GO): negative regulation of protein phosphorylation
Cellular component (GO): cytoplasm; nucleoplasm
Molecular function (GO): protein tyrosine kinase inhibitor activity; protein kinase binding
Source: RefSeq, a predicted model, not a curated record
GUUGCUGGUUUACUAAUCUGCAGACUCGCAGAAGCGAUAAAACAAAACAAAAAAAAAGAAACCGUUAUCGAGUCGUUCUAUCGCAUGUAUCGUAAUGUUGCAGUGGACUUACGUUGUUGAUGUUGCUGAAGACAUGUCUUCUUUUUUCUUUAACUAGCGUCAAGUACACUCUACAAUUAUGGAGUCUUGAAAAAGGAGCUGAGAUUUGUGUGGGGGGGGGGGGGACCCUUUCCCCUCAGGUUUGAUAGAGUGCUGAAGAAGGUCAGAGGACUGUUGAAAUUAUUGCCUUUUGUAAAUUAUGUAAUGACUGUACAGCAGAAAAAAAAAAGAUUUUUGCAUCAACUGAUAUGUACAAUUUUGUAUAAAAAAAGAAGCACAUAGAUUUUUUUUUGUAUUUAUUCAAUUCUUGAUGCCAGUGUAUGCUGUGAGAACCUUAGGUUGUGUCGUGGUGGUCGACAUGGUGGACUGAAACAAGUUACAGAAAAGCUCUGGGGUCGCUAGGGUGCAGUGGAACCUCAACACAAGCACAAUUCUAGCACUCCAAAACCAUCUUGACCUUUGAGUGACAUUUUUUUCUCUCCUUUUGCAUGCUUUUCUUCUUCGAGUGCAGCCCUGUUAUGUUUUUUAGAAAUAUUUUGGUUUGUUCCAACCAGUUUUGUUACUUUUGAGUUUAUUUGUGAUUGUGGGUGGUGGGCUGUCCGAAGACUUGUGCUUGCGGAAGGAAGGAAGGAGAUUUUUUGGCAAUACCUGGAUGGAGGUGAGGAGGAGUCUGGCAGCGCCAGACUGUAUGCCCAAAUGUCGCUCACUGCAGCAUGCAAACGAUGUUGUGGCGGCAAUAACGCGUGGCUCUGAGGGGCAGCUGAAGGCCUUCUUGACUUCGUACUGCCACAGUGCAGCCACCCUGAAGGACGUGUUUGGUCGUACAGCCCUGCACCUGGCUGCCUCGCUGGGGAAAAAGGCUCUGUUGGAAUGGCUGCUGGAGAGUAAGAAUGCAGACCUGAUGGUGAAAGAUAAAGAAUCUGGAUGGACUGCUCUACACCGCAGCGCCUUCUACGGACAGAUUCACUGUCUCCUGUCACUGCUCAAGCAUGGCGGCCUCCUUUCCACCCCGGACAAGGAGGGUCUCUCUGUUUUGGAUCUUACAAUGAAGGACAGACCUGCACAUGUUGUAUUUAAAAACACUGACCCAACUGAAGUGUACACUUGGGGAAACAAUACUAACUUCAGUCUUGGGCACGGUAAUCAGGAGAGCCGACAGCACCCUGAGAUUGUGGACACGUUUGCCCGAAGUGGGAUUUACAUCAAGCAGGUCGUCCUGUGCAAGUUCCACUCUGUGUUUCUCUCUCAGAAAGGUCAAGUAUUCACAUGUGGUCAUGGACAGGGAGGACGACUCGGUCACGGAGAUGAACAGACGUAUCUGGUUCCUCAGAUGGUAGAGGGUCUGAUGUCCCACCACUGCUCCCAGGUGGCAGCAGCUAAAGAUCACACUGUGGUACUGACAGAGGAAGGUUACGUCUACACUUUUGGCCUCAACACUUUUCACCAAUUAGGUCUAACUCCUCCUCCUGCCUCUGCACAUGUCCCUAAACAGGUGUUCUCCAAGAUGUUAAAAGGGAGGACAGUGAUCGGAGUGGCAGCAGGAAGGUUCCACACUGUGCUGUGGACCCGGGAAGCUGUUUACACCAUGGGACUGAAUGGAGGGCAGCUGGGUUAUUUGUUGGAUCCCAAUGGGGACAAAUGUGUGACAGCCCCCCGGCAAGUAUCGGCUCUGCACCACAAAGACGUUUCCAUCGCCAUGGCAGCAGCAAGUGAUGCAGCAACAGUAGUUGUAAAUGAGAAGGGGGACGUCUACCUGUUGGCCGACUACCAUUGCAAAAAAAUGGCCUCAAGGCAGCUCAACAUCAAGAAGGUUCUGGUCAGUGGUGGCAGCCUGGACCACCGUGUGUCUCCACAGAUCCUGAAUGAGGGAGGAGGGGAAAAAGUCGUGAUCUUGGCAUUAGAUGAAGCUGGCAGGGUGUUUUGCUGGCGUUCUGCAAACAGCUCUGUGAAACAGUGCCGCUGGGCAUACGGACGUCAGGUUUUCCUGUCGGACAUCGCUCUCAGCAAGGACAGCAUGAUGUUUGUGACUCAGGAAGGGGAGGGCUUCAGUGGGGUGUGGGCGUGUGAAUACAAGAAGCAUGGGGAGAAGAAAGAGUGUACUGUGGAGGUUUGUGGAAGUUCAGAUGCUGGAACACCGUAUGAGCGAAUCCGCUUGGAAAAACUGCCCUGCGUUCACAGAGCUGUCAGCAUCACCAUGGACUCUAAAGGCCGAAACUUUGGAGUGCUUCAGUCUGACCCCAAAACAUGCUUGUAUGAGAUUCCUUUCAUCUCUCCAUCCUCCUACAAUCAACACUUCCGGAAUCUUCUGGACGAGGCUGAUGAAAUGGACAGCAUCCACGAUGUGACGCUUCAAGCUGGUGACCGUACAUUUCCAGCCCAUAAGUACAUCCUUUCAAUGAGGUCCGAAUUCUUCCGCAAACAGUUCAUGGCUGAGCGCAGUGUGAUUGAUGAGGAGCUGGACAGAGAAGUGAGGAAGAGCAAAGAUGCUGUGGGUUGUGAUCUACUUGUGUUGGAGAAAAUUCCUGCAGACAUGCUGGAGUAUGCGCUGCACUUCAUCUACACAGACUCGUGUGACCUGCUGGUGCACGGGGCCCAACCAAGAGUCUUUGAGGCACUGACGACUCAGAAUCAGGAUUCAGAGCCGGAGAGGCUUAUCAGCAGUCUGCAGGGCUUGGACCUGAGAGGACAUUCAGCUUUCGAGGUCUAUCGCUCCUUUCCCUCUGCAACCAGCAUUGAUCAUGACAAGGCCAAGAGCAAGGGCUCUAAGCCCGGCAAAAAGACGAAAGGAAGUAAAACUGACAAGCCUGGAGCCAACGAGGGUGGAUCCAACCCUGUGAAAGCAUUACAGGGUGUUGCGAGGAAGCUUGGCCUGGGCAGUCUGUCUGCACGUCUGGAUGGAGUCAAAUAUGAAAAAGGAAGGAUUAGUGUCAUACAGAAAAAAAGUGGCAACAAACCAAAAUUCAACCAGAAAAAAUGCUCUUACCUGUGCGACGUGACUCUGAAAUCUGAAGAUGGGAAAGAGUUUCCGUCUCACAAAAGUGUGCUGUGUGCAAGACUAGAAUACUUCCACAGUAUGCUCAGAAACCCCUGGAUUGAGGCUACAUCCUGUACUGCACUGAAAAUGCAGACAAGUUCAGAGAUUCUGCAGGUCAUCCUCGAGUACAUUUACACUGAUGAGUCUCCCACCAUGAAAGAGUCUCUAAAUGUAGAGUUUGUCUGCAAUGUGUUGGUUGUGGCUGACCAGCUGCUCAUCCCACGAUUGAAGGAGAUGUGUGAGGUCGUCAUCACUGAGAAACUGACGUUAAAGAAUGCUGCCGAGUUGCUGGAGUUUGCUGCCAUGUACAGCGCUGAACAGCUGAAACUCUCCUGCCUGCAGUUCAUCGUGCUCAACAUGGCCGCCCUGCUGGAGUCAAAAGUAUUGGAUAUUCUCAGUGAUGAAGUCCAACUGGAGCUUUCAGCAGCCUACAAGAGGAUGAUUCCAGCCAUGCAAAAGAGGGUUAUCACCCCUAACCCUGACGCCCCAGACCUCAGUGUGUACGAGGACGAGGAUUUGGACUCUGCAUUCAGCCCCAAAUCAGAAGAGGAAUUAGAUCACUCGUACAAGGAAACGCUAAUAAAGAAAGCUAAGAUGAAAGCUACUAAAAAACCGAGGCGGCGCUCUGACAGCUCUGGAGGCUACACCCUCUCAGAUAUCAUUCAGAGCCCCCCCGGUGCAGUUGUUUCCUCCUGCUUGUUGAAGUCAGACAAGGCCAACUCAGCUGAGUCCCUGCAGGAGCUGCUGACCUCAGACUCAGAGGGCAGCUACAUGGGGGUGGGCAGUCCUCGAGAUGUGCAGUCACCCAUCUGCCACGACACAGCUGAGCUUUGUCAAGAUGAGAAGACUUUCAGUCAGAGGCUGAAGACUCCACCCAGCGUCUUGAGGAACGACCUCCCGACUGCCCCCGACUCUGCCCCACAAACUGUCCCCAAGACCCAGCUGUGUCCUGUCCGUCCACCACGUUUGGAUUUCAGGACCAUCAUGGACAUGGAAGCCAACUCUCUGCAGACCCUUGGAGCAACACCUAAAAGUCCUGGAAGGCAAGCGGUCACCACUUGGCAUGAAACACUCCCCGGUUCCACUAAACUAUCGCAGAAGCAAAGAAAGAUGUUGGCUCUGUCCAACAAGGAGGCGAGUGUAGAGCCUGCUGCACCCAAACCGGCCCUGGCACUGACCCCGUCUAAGAGCAGCAUGAAGGCCUGGGCAUCCGCAGUUCAGUCUCCACCCACCUCAAAUUCAUUUUGGACACUUUUGGAGGAGGAGCACCAAUUGAUGAAACUGGGGCAAACAGGAGUCCAGAGGACCCCCAGUCCUCAGGGCCCCCCAACUGUUACCAGGAAGGUCACUUUUAAAUGUGCUGAAGGCAAUGAACCAGAAAGACCCAGUGGGCCCUGGGUGCUUGGAGGAGUCAGCAGCCCCCCCUCCUCUUCCUCCAUGAUGACCUUUGCCUCCAUAGUGGAAGAGGAGAAGCAGCAGGAGGCGGCGCUGAUCCGCAGCCGAGAGAAGCCGCUAGCGCUCAUUCAGAUCGAGGAGCGGGCCAUCCAGGACCUGCUGUCUCACUACGGGGCUCGUGACAACCCAGAGGAGCUGAUCGUGGUGGAGAGAUCCACUCGAGGGCCCAUCGCCGCCCCCACCUGGAACAACGCUGAUGUGAAAAUGGUCACUACACAACAUGGUCUGUAAUGUUCAGCGUCUCUGCUCUUUCUUACCAAAACUGUCAUCCUUCACGUUUGGCCUCAGAGAGCAGGACGCCUGUUUACACAGUGUUACUUUAGGUUUUGAGCUGGUGUGUGAGUGUGUUCUAUUUUAAAUGUUGGAAUAACUGAAUGUCUUUGUUUGUGGGUUUAUUUGCUGCUUGUUCUGAAGAAAGAGUCUAAUUAUGUAGUUGCCAAAGAAAUGGAGAUUCUGGUGGUUGUGUUGGGUGAGUGGACGCUGUGUGUCAUUAUAUUAAUGGUGCCAAUGACAUUAAAACUGGCUGUUGCACCUGAAAAGCA